Molecule: messenger RNA, 1423 nt
Organism: Zingiber officinale
Lineage: Eukaryota; Viridiplantae; Streptophyta; Magnoliopsida; Zingiberales; Zingiberaceae
Product: NDR1/HIN1-like protein 6
Exons: 2
Coding region: 330-1106 (258 amino acids)
Cellular component (GO): plasma membrane
Source: RefSeq, a predicted model, not a curated record
ACUCUUAACUCCUCGUAUCUCAUUUCGCUCGAACCACUAUGAACCUGCUCCUCCGUCCGAUCUCUGAGAUGGCGUGACCUCACGAAUCUCGAGGCGUUUCCUGCCUACACUCGUCGGAGAACAUCUAGAGAGGACUCGUCUCUGCUCCCUUCUCGCCGGCGUCGCCGCUGCUUAUCUCAAUUCCGGCCAGUCUUACUUCAUCGAUUCAUCGUCUUCAAGACAUCAGAUACGAGCACGGAUUUUACCGAUUAUCCUUUGAUUUUUCGCUUUUAGUUUUUGAGAAAUCUGGGCGGUAGAGGAAUAGUGGAUUAGUAUAUAGAUUUGAGUAAAUGGCGGAGGGAAAGCCUAACUCAAAGCCGGCCCUCCAGAAACCUCCCGGUUAUCGCGACCCGCAGGCGCCACCACCGACCGUUCCGAAGCCGCCUCCCCGGCGGCGGCCGCUGCCCCCAUCUUUUCGCCUGCCCGGGAAGGCGUUGCCCCGCCGCCAUCGUUCUCGGCGAUCCUUCUGCUGCCGGUUCUGCUGCUGGGCCUCCGCAGUGGUCCUCGCCUUGGCCGCGCUCAUCGCGGUCGCCGCCGGGCUCACCUACCUCUGGUUUCAGCCGCGGUUCCCCUCCUUCCGCCUCGAGUUGCUCAACGCCACCCGCCUCCGAGUCACCUCCAGGCCCGACGGCACCUUCCUCGACGCAGCCACCGCUGUUGGGAUCCUCAUUUCGAACCCUAACGGCAAGAUUAUUCUUGAUUACGGAGACGGGGAGGCGCGGGUGAGGGUGGUCGACGAUGACGGGGACGUAGACGUAGGGGUGGCAAAGGUCGCAGGGUUCGAGCAGGCCAGGAGAAAUCGGACGGUCGUGCGCUUUUGGACGGCGGCCAAGUCGGUGGCGGUGGAUGAGAUCGCCGGGGGGAGGAUCCAAGCGGGGUUCAGGAGCAAGGAGGUGAAGCUCGGGCUAAGUCUGAGAACGAGGGUGGGGCUUCGGGUGGGCGAUGCUAGUACCGGGAAGGUGCCGAUCCGAGUGGGGUGCGGCCCGGUGAGCUUAAAGCAGGGGGUGAGCCAUGGGACUCUACCCUCGUGUCGCUUCUACUUGUUCAGAUGGAUUAACUUGCACUGAGAAGGCUCAUAUAAUCACUGGGAGAAAAUUGGCUGAGUUGAGUAUCUUGCACUGUAUUUUCCUGAAAGGUUUGUAUUUUUGCAAAUAGUUAUUAUUUUUCAAAGAAACGUAAAUAAUUAUUUGGGUAAACCUUUUCUCUACUUGUAUAAUAUAUUGAUACACAACAUAGCACCACUAUUUCAACAUGCACCUCUUUUAUAUUUGACAAACAACUUCUAUCCUUCAUCACCAUUUUUAUAUCCUUUAUGCUAAAUCUUUGCAUAGUCAUUAUAUGUAUAAAGUUACUCUUCUUGUAACCAAUGCUAUAAACAUAUUUC